AUGCCAAAAAAUUCGGCUCUAAAACCUUCCACGGCGAAACAAACCUUGAUUCCUACUCGGAAACAAGUCACAAAAACGGCAACAAAAACCCAUGAAAUAAUGAAUGCUGCAAAGGCAACAAUAAAUAACAAUUUACGAGAACUCGGACAACUGUUAUUGCAAUCUCACAAAACUAAUAAUAAAAAUUAUAACGGUAGUGAUAACAAGGAAAAUGAAGGAGGACCAGGAGCAGGAGGCAGCACUUUCAUCAAUUUAUCGAAGACCGAGCAAGAGAAGAUACAAAAAAUAUAUAGCGUUACGAUUGAAGCUUUGAAAGUGCUUCAAGGUCUAGAAUCAAAACAAAUGGAAAAAGGAAAUAAUGACAAAAAUUUUGAUACAGAAAAAGCAUAUCUAAAUCUAACGACGAAAAUGAUUGAACUGGAAUUGUACGAUAAUGCGCUUGAAACCGCGCAAAUACUACAUACGCGACUUUGGAAAUAUCAUGGAAAGAGCAAUAAUUCAACCGCCCCCAAAAAGUCUGGACGUAAAUCCUUACAACAAAUAAAUGUCAAUGAAAACGAGUCUUCAUCUUCAGAACUAUUGACUUUAUAUCGCGAAUUAUUGCGCUUUCCGCUUGAUUCAAACAUUGAUGAUCCCGAAUUAAUAAUAGUGUUGUUAGCCAAUCAACUCAACGUGUUACGAUGCUUGGUUGCAUCAAAAGACACCAAACUGAUCUUGUGUCUGCCCGUAAUUUUUAAAGCACGAAAUAGCAUUUUUGACUGGUGCGAACGGUUAAGACACUUGAAUGUCGAAUUGGCCGCGAAACAGUAUUCGAUGCUCGGGCGGAUCAUCCAUCGAGCGUGUCAUCAAAUGCAAUCUAUUUCUGGCGAUAACUCUUUGAGAUCCUUACAAUUGCGCGUAUUUUCUAUGCAAGCGUUUAUCCACACUAAUUUAUUUGUGUUGGACCUCUUUUUCGAACAAGCUGUUAGAAGUGGAAAGCAUUUUGAAAAAGCAUGCCAAAGCCAAUCAAUUAUAUUAUAUCAACACUUGUCGAAAGCAUAUGAGGAGAUAUAUGAAUUAGUGCGUGCUACGUAUCAUGAAAAGUUUUCACAAUGUCCCCGAUUUUUUGUUUGGCUUGAUCAUUAUGCGUACGCGGCAAAAAAGGCAAAUGGAUAUAAAGCUGCCAUAUCCGUAUAUCGACUUGCUUCCCGUCCUAUGGAUAUAAUCAAAUAUGCAUCAUUCAAGAUAAACAUAUUAUACCAUGCAUUUGAGAGCUUACUUUGCGACGAAGAGAUUGACGUGUACAAUUAUCUUGAAGAAGCCAAAGAAAUAUUGUUUGAGCUGACAAAGUCUAUUCCCUCAAAAUCACUGAAUCAGGAGGACUUUAAUAAUUUUUCAAACCUAUUUAAAACAUUCGAAAUUUUCAGGGGUUCAUGCAUAAAAAUUCUGGAUUUUUUAUAUAUUAACGAGAAUCAAGUCACUGUUAAUGAUAAUGCAUCACAAACCAACGAGAAGAUACAUUCAAAAAACAAGAAGCAGCAUGUAUUUAUUAACAAAGUGGAUGAAAAUCACUUAUACGCUAGCAUUUACAACAUAAAUCAUCUGGCUACUGAGUUGCUAAGCUUUUUCUGUGAAUCUCACUUCAAUCAAUAUAAGGAAUAUUUCAAAGCCGCCCCCAAUUUACUACUACAUCCCGACAAACUCUCACUUAUUACGAUCCGCACAAUCGAACUCUUCAUUCGCACAAAGCUCGAUGUCUCUCGACUGAAUGACGAUGACACAUAUUCCACGUAUAUUACGUAUAUCGAAAAAGCGAUUAGAAUUACGCGCAUUACCUCUGAUUCGGAAGGACUACAUUUCAUAUCAAAUAUGUAUUAUUUGAUUGGAGGAUUUUAUUACAAACAAAAUCAAUUUCGAAUUGCUUUGGAAUCAUUUCAGAAUGCAUGCGUCACUUUAAAAGAAUAUCUUGAUUUUCUGAGAAAUAAUCAUUCCUCCAUCGAUAAUAACAUGAAAUCCGAGAUUGAAUCAAAGUUAAGCAAGAGAUAUGAAGUCUUAGGGUCUUGUCAUGAUUGGUUGUGUGAAUAUCAGAAUGCUACGAAAGAUUUUGAAAAUUCUUUGAAAUUCAUACCGAAAAGCGAAUAUCUAAGAUUCUCGAAGCUUUCUGCAACAAAGUCGGUUUUCCUCGUGUCCCAAGAACACACGAUAAUACCUCAACUGAUCGAUCGAUAUGUUAAAUCAACGUAUCUUAACUGUCCAAAUAUAUCAUUUACACCGACUCAUGAAAUUAUGCUGAGUGUGGUCGAAGAUGGAAUUGAAAUAGCUGGAUUGGUGGAGUAUGAACUUCAUUUGAUGAAGAGAUACUAUCAAAAGAUUGAUUUGACUAGAACGCAAAUGCUGUUAUGUGAUAAAUUGCUGGAAUGGUAUAGUCAAGAUGAGUAUCCUAUCAGAAGAGCUAGAGUAUUACUUGAAAAAUCCAAGUUAUUAAGACGAUGCGAAGACUCUUCUCAGAUACAAAAUGAGUUAAUAAUUUUAACACAAGCAAUCGAAUUAUUAAAAUCAGAAGAGCAUUCUCGCGAUGAGGGUCUUUUGGAAUUGCGGCAAUUCUAUCUUGCUAGCGCUUAUGCGUGGCUUAGCAUUGUUUCUCAAGAGUCUGAUAACCGAUUUCCUGAGGGUUUUAAAAUAGCUUUAACUUUAUGGAAAGGUAUAUUGGCGGUUAUAGUUCCGUAUGGUAACGGGAUUCCUACGACAAAAAGUUCUGUGGAUCAGAUUAAGAUGAUAAUAGAUGAUGCUGAAGCAUUUUAUUACGAGCUUCAAAUGCUGGCAGAUUUUUUUGGAAUGUCAAAUCAACCUAUCAAUCAUAUUUUGACUAUAAAAUUGUUAUUGAGACUCAAUAAUGGUAUUAGGGAUUCUUCACGCGAACCAUAUCCAGACUGUGUAUCACUCUAUAAUCAAAUGGGACAUAUAUACUUGACCUUCGGAUAUACAGGUAAAGCUGGACUUGCGUUCUCUCAAGCCAAAGCAAUAAUGGACUCGAUCGGAUGUACAGAAGAAGUUAAAUUGACUUGGAUGCUGGGCUAUAGCCAAUAUUUGUGCAGUGUUGGAAAUAUUAAAAAGAGUCUCCAAUAUUUCAACAAUACUAGAGUGCUGGCAAACUCUCGGCUUCCUAGACAGAAGUCCUUGUCACGCGCAAAUCUGGCCAAGCAACGACAUCAAGCUAUCAUAGAUAGCAAAAGGUCGCUUCACUUAUUAAAGCGGUCGAUAACCAAUAUUAAUCGUGAUGGUGGAUGUGUUAAACAAGAAAGAACAACCGAAGAGAACCCAUUUCUCCAAGACACCUCGACGAACGGUUCUUUAUCUGACCAGUCAAAGGAACUUUGUAGAUUGAUUUCACUUACUGCACAAAGAUGGCAGUGGCAUAUAUCAAAGAGGCUCGUGGAUUGCUACGAACAUUUGGGAAGGCUGUAUAUUAUACGCGGUUCUGUCAAAGAAGCAGAUUUCUUUCUACAACAAGGCUUGAAGCUCACGAAGUUGAGUAAUGCUUUCACGGCGAUGAGUCGGCCGCUGUUGAGUCUUGCAGAGUUGAGCUCACGGAAACAUUGUUGGGGGGAAUGUGAAGAGAAGUUAGAGCAGGUGUUGGUAUAUCAAAAUGAUGGAGACGCCAUUCAAAAAGAUAAAGCCAUUGCAAAGUUAUGCUAUGGUGAUUUGCGAUUCAGACGACAAGAAUACGAUACGGCUCUUCAGUUCUAUUCUACCGCCGAAAAUAUAAUUACAGAUAUUAUGAAAGAGGAAUAUAUCUCUCAUCUGGAAAAUAUUGAAUUAAGUGCCAUUCAAACACCUCGGGCCAAGAAAUUAAUAUCAAUACCUCCAAUGACACCAAGAGUCAAGGUCUUGGAGCAAGAGAUUCAAUUUGAGUGCUUUUUGCUUAAUCAUAUUAAAGCAGAUUUGUUUCGUCGUACAGGCCAUGCCCUAAGCAAAAAAAGAAAUAUCGAACAAGCUCUUGACAUGAUUGAAAAUAGCAAAGUCAUUAAUCAAUCGCCCCUGGAAAAAGCAGAACAUUAUUUGGUAUUAGGCAAGAUUAAAAUCCAGUAUAUACUUUUCUUGUUAUCACGACCCACGUUUUCGGCGUUAAAAAUAAUAUGUGAUUCUGUUCUUUCGUUACCUCGGAAUAGAAUUACAUCAGUCCGUCAAAACACAGAAUACCCGGAUAAUAUCACGCUUCAAAUUCAGCAAGCGACCGAAUAUCUGACUAAAGCGUACGAUCACGCUUUCGAAAGUGGUACAACACAAACGUUAAGCGAGUCUGCCUUUGGGCUUGUGAGGGCGAAUAUGAUUGAAGUGUACAGUCAGAAUUUAAGUAGUGCAGAACAGGCAAAGAUGACACGGGAAUGUGCUUUUUAUUUGGAAAUGGCUAAAGGAAUAGCCGCAAAAAGAGAAAUGAUAUCUGUCCUUUCUGAAAGGUUGAUGCCAGAAUACACUUUUGACGAUAUGAAAUGGCCGCUCACGAUUUCUUCCAAUAAAACAACCAUCUCUAACAUUAAAGAACACGUAGACGACAAAGUUUCAAAUAACGAUGACGAUGAAGACAACAUGAUAAACUUUACAAAGACUCUAUACGAACUCUACAAAAAGGAAACCUACAUGACUUCUGAUCAAUUCCAAUCAGAAUUUGUAGACAUUUUACCUCCCAAUUGGACUGUCUGCACUAUUUCAAUUGAUGUGGAAAGUGAAGACAUGUACAUAUGUCGUCUGCGGCGUUCACGACCUCCUUUUAUACUUCGAUUGCCUCUGAAACGGCAGUCUAGCCAAGAGGAUUGUUACGAGGAUGAUGAUGGGUUUUCGUAUGAAGCUGCGUUAGCUGAGUUUAAUGGUAUCAUUGAGUCUAGUAAUAAGACUUUACAAGUUUCCAAAACUUUUCAAACACAGAAUGAAAAGGUGGAAUGGUGGAAAAGCAGAGAACAAUUAGAUAAUCGAUUAAAAGAAUUACUAAUAAAUAUUGAGAAUUGCUGGCUCGGUGGAUUUAAGGGUAUUUUAAUGACCAAUGAUCAAGAAGAUGAUCUGGAACACGCAAAAAAAUUUAAAUGCAAACUCGAAGAUAUCGUAAAUAAAAACUUAAAAAAUAUGCUCACUAAGAAGAAUGUCAAAGAGCAGCUGCCAUUACUCAAUAUUGAUCUUGAACUAUGUCAAACGCUUUUGAGGCUAGGAGAGGAUGCUUCCUACGAAGAUAUUAGCGAUUUCUUGUACUUUUUACUUGACGCUUAUAAUUACAAUGAAAUACGAAUUGCCUAUGAUGAAGUUGAUAUAGAUCAGCUCUCAAUAGAUUUGAAAGUUACAAUCGAGCAGUUUGGUUUCGACGCUAGUAAUACAUCAUAUAACAAGAACAAUGCUAAUAAUGUUGCUGCUAAAGAUCAUAUUAUUUUGAUCCUUGAUAAGAGCGUGCAAAUGUUUCCGUGGGAAAACCUUCCCUGCUUGCGAUCACAAGCCGUUUCUCGAUUACCCUCGUUAUCAUUUCUACGAGACAGGAUACUAAUGACUCGAAAUAGAAACCAAUUUAGAAAUAAAAUGAUCGCAAAAUCUCAAGUUUGGACUGAUUACACGAUUGAUUAUCGAAAUGCGUUUUAUGUUCUUAAUCCUAGUCGAGAUUUUCCAAAUACUCAGAGACAAUUUCAGGAAUUUUUUGAAAGGUUUGAAACCUGGGAUGGUGUUACCGGACGUGCUCUGAUGGAUUACGAAUGCAAGAAUGGACUAAAAAACCAUGAUCUAUAUUUGUAUUUUGACCAUGGUGGCGGAGAACAAUAUAUUCGUAGUUACCAAGUGCGUCAACUGGAUCAUUGUGCUGUUACCUUAUUAAUGGGAUGUAGCAGUGGUCAUUUGAAGCCUGUUGGAGAAUUCGACCCUUCAGGGGUCGCGUUAAGUUAUAUCAUGGCCGGCUGUCCUGCGUUGGUGGCUAAUUUAUGGGAUGUCACUGAUGGCGACCUUGACCGGUUAAGUAAAUCUUUGUUUAAUAAUUGGUUUAUUCACCCCUCCCAGAAAGUUACCCGUGGCCAAGACAAUAAGCCUGUAUCAUCUACAACAGCACAGAUCAAACAAAGUGUAUCUUUAGUACAAGCCGUUUCCUUAGCAAGAGAAAAUUGUAGACUCAAAUACUUGAAUGGGGCUGCAACGGUUGUGUAUGGUAUACCUUGCUAUCUCCUCACUAGUGAUAUGUGA
This is a messenger RNA of Ambispora gerdemannii, 6186 nucleotides long. The record is from the annotation of a GenBank genome assembly. NCBI's taxonomy places the organism in Eukaryota, Fungi, Glomeromycota, Glomeromycetes, Archaeosporales, Ambisporaceae.